Heteronotia binoei (common prickly gecko) is the source of this 1123-nucleotide messenger RNA. It is a transcript of the gene EN1, whose product is annotated as engrailed homeobox 1. NCBI's taxonomy places the organism in Eukaryota, Metazoa, Chordata, Lepidosauria, Squamata, Gekkonidae. The transcript has 2 exons. Gene Ontology annotation, cellular component: nucleus. Gene Ontology annotation, biological process: regulation of transcription by RNA polymerase II; multicellular organism development; neuron differentiation. The record is from RefSeq and is a predicted model, not a curated record. Gene Ontology annotation, molecular function: DNA-binding transcription factor activity, RNA polymerase II-specific; RNA polymerase II cis-regulatory region sequence-specific DNA binding. The coding region runs from base 44 to 1123 and encodes 359 amino acids.
GGGGGAGAGCCGAGGCAGCGAUCUCCGGGGCUGGCGGCUGACUAUGGAAGAGCAGACGGACAGUAAAAGUCUCCGCCACCUUGCUGCCCCGCCGGCCAGCCAGACCACCAGCAGCGGCAGCGGCAGCGGCAGCGAUGGCGAGAGCGUGGCCCUGUCGCCCAGCCCGGCUCCCUUGUCCCCGGCGGCGUCUUGCCUGGUCUCGCUGCCCCACCAGCCGCAUCUCCACCACCACCACCACCAGCAGCAGCCGCCGCCGCCGCCCCAGCAGCAGCAACCCGCGCCGCCUCCGCCGCCGCCGCAGCACCGCACCACCAACUUUUUCAUCGACAACAUCCUGAGGCCGGACUUCGGCUGCAAGAAAGAGCCGCUCUUGAUCCUCGCCGGGACGACGCGAGAGGCCGGAGGGGGAGAAGGAGGAGGGGGCGGCGGCGGCGGCCGGGACAGAGCCCUCGAUCGCGGGGCCAGCUCAGGUAGAGAAAAUGUCAACCCUCUGCUCGCCAGGCCCCCCAACCCGGCCGCUGCUCUCCUUAGCGCCGAGGCGCCCGGCAACCCCGACAGCUCCUCGGCGGCUUCCAAAGCGAGCCCCGCCGCUGCGGCAGCGGUAGGGACGGCCAAGCCCCCUUCCUCCUCCUCCUGCUCGGAAGGGAGCGGAACUAGCCCGGCGAAGUAUGGGGAGCGCGCCAACCCCGCCAUCCUGCUCAUGGGCUCCAAUAAUGGAGGAGCCGCGGUCAAGAGCGACUGCCAACAGCCGCUGGUUUGGCCCGCCUGGGUGUACUGCACUAGGUAUUCAGACAGACCAUCCUCGGGUCCCCGCACGAGGAAGCUGAAGAAGAAGAAGAAUGAGAAGGAGGAUAAAAGGCCGCGGACGGCGUUCACUGCCGAGCAGCUGCAGAGACUCAAGGCGGAGUUCCAAGCCAACCGCUACAUCACCGAGCAGAGGCGGCAGACGCUAGCCCAGGAGCUGAGCCUCAACGAGUCGCAGAUCAAGAUCUGGUUCCAGAACAAGCGGGCCAAGAUCAAGAAGGCCACCGGCAUCAAGAACGGCCUGGCGCUCCACCUCAUGGCCCAAGGACUCUACAACCAUUCCACCACCACCAUCCAAGACAAAGAGGAGAGCGAAUGA